UUGUUGUUGUUGUCCUUCUUCUACUCUCCUUCUUCUUCUUCUUCUUCUUCUUCUUCUCUCUCACCCACCCUGUUGGAGGGACUUCCAGAACAGCUGACUUCUGUGCUGUGCCAUCCUCAGUCACUGUUCAGACUUCUUUCUUCAAAUAGCUCCAACUUAUCAUGGCAACUCAAUAUUCUGUUGACCCCAACAUCAACAGUGUAGUUCUUACUGUGCUGUUUCUGGAAGAUGGCUGGCGGGUGAAUGUUGUAGAUUUUGAAGCUCAAACACGAGUUUAUGUUGGGGGUGACACCCUGACCUUGAAGAGGGAGGACAAUGAUCAAGAGCAGCUUGCUGUGGUGCUGGGUGUUGGUGGAACAGAAGCUGAAGCUGAAGAGCAGGCGAGAGUCUAUGUUAGACGCCUGUGCAAGUGGCAUGGACAACCCGAAGAUCAUAUGGCAAUUUUUGGCCAUGACCUAGCGCAGAGCCAGCUUUUUAAUGGCCAAGAGAGUGACUCUAGUAAUUAAUUCUUUUUUGAGAAGCGUUUUACCCUUUGAACUAUAAGGCUUGGCUAUGUGACUUUGAUUUCACUCAUGAUAAUUUGACUUUGUUGACUUUGUUCGUUAAUUUUAAUAUAAUUCUUAUGCUAGUAUCAUGUAUGAUCUCAAUAGUUUUUAUACCUAUUAUUGAAUACUAAUAAGUUGUUACCGUAUAUUUUAUUUUUGGACAUUUUACUUUUAAAUGUUCUGAGAGUGUUGGUCAAUUACUAGUGCUACUAUAACCAUAUCCUAAUAAAAUAAUAUUGAUCCUUUACCAGUUUUUGCCUCAACCUCCUGCAGAAAUUACCUGACUCAAAUUUAUUACUGGGAGAUAAUAGUUUACCAAACAGACAGUGACAUGCCAUCUAAAUGCUUAUAAAUACAGAUAAAAAUUCUUAGAAAUUCCCAACCCAAACGAGUAGUGUUCUACACUACACUUACAGACCAUUUAGUCUUGAACAUCAGAAGUUGAAAAGUUACUUGGAAAAGUCGGCAGGGCCUAAGCUGCUGCCUCAUCCACCUCAUCCCACGCCAGGGCGUGGGUGGUGGAGUGGGGUGGCGGUGGCGGUGGGGGGUGGCGGAGAGAAGAGAAGUGGCAGGGGCCGAUAGGCAACCCAACGCACCCACAUGUGUUGCAGGAGCGGCACUCAGGCGCCUAGAGCCCUACAUUACCCCGUCGGGGAUGUAUGCUCUACAGGCGCGGUGUCAGAUAUUG
Molecule: messenger RNA, 1233 nt
Organism: Thrips palmi
Lineage: Eukaryota; Metazoa; Arthropoda; Insecta; Thysanoptera; Thripidae
Exons: 2
Coding region: 162-506 (114 amino acids)
Source: RefSeq, a predicted model, not a curated record